This is a messenger RNA of Exophiala aquamarina CBS 119918, 777 nucleotides long. RefSeq lists its product as uncharacterized. The record is from RefSeq and is a predicted model, not a curated record. Bases 1 to 777 code for a protein of 258 amino acids. Lineage: Eukaryota; Fungi; Ascomycota; Eurotiomycetes; Chaetothyriales; Herpotrichiellaceae. The transcript is spliced from 3 exons.
AUGGCUGGCAACAAUGCAUUCCCACAGCUUGAUACUCAAAUGGGUGCUGCCAAUAGAGCAGGUGCGCCUCCAACGGCGACUGCGAUGGGCGGCGCACUGAACGGCAAUGGAGCGGGAGCAGCUGCUAAUUACAUGGCACCGCUUCCCGUGGGACAUCAACAAGACUUGAACUUUCUCUACGCACAAAUCCAAGAACUCGGGUCGAUCCUGAGAAGCAAUCGUGAUAAAGUCAACGUGAUCACACGUACUGCCGAGGAGGUGGCUAAACGCACCAAUGGCUCAAUUCCAGACAGUGAUGGCAGUCACGAGGGCGAUAAAGCACGAGUCCGGGAACUGGAGCGGGAACUGGCCAAGUCCAACCACAUCAUCUCCCUGUACAAGCACGAGCAGACGGAGAACACGAAUCUGAUAGCGAUGUAUGAAGAUGCCCUGGGCACAGCUACGGAACAGAUUCGGAACUAUUGCACCGACGUCGAGUCACGAUUCCUCGCCCAACGCAAACACUACAACAACCUACUGCAGCAGGAGAAGGAUGAGCAUCUCCAAAGCCGGCUGGACCGCGACCACUGGCAAGCGCAGACACUGAAGGUCUCCGAGAUGAUUCGGACGGCGAGUCGUUUACGUACGGAUGAGUGGUCUGAGGAAUACGCUGUUAUUUCGGGCCUUCAGAGCGAGGUCAGAUGCCUGCGCCGUUGCUUGGGGAUGGAGCCUGAGAAAGCCGAAAACGAAACUGGCUGGAGCUAUCUUAAAGAGCUCCCUCUGACUGAUCAGGCGUAG